AUGGCAGCCCUUGAAUCUACGAAAGGCCUUCCCAGUGGAUGGCGUGAUGGGCUUCGCUCGCUGCAUGACCUCGCAGGAUGUGAAGGUUACAACAAGGCGGCGCGGCCGAUAGCGGGCAGUGUUGCCGAGCUGUUGCAGGCUCUGGAUUUGGAGGAUGACGGUACCGAUCAAGCAGUGGACAGGCAACGGCUGAAGAGGAGCUACCGUGAGCUCUCGGUGAAGCACCAUCCCGACAAGUCCGCGGAGUCGUCCGGAUUCCAACGCCUGCGGCAUGCUUUCGAAAUUCUUGAUGAUCCAGUCAAGCUGCUAUUGUACGACAGCGCAGGGCUAGAACUGGUGAGACAGUACGAGAUGCAUCCUGAUGAGGUUCCGACAACUGAGAACUUAGAGGUUUCCCACAGCAUCUCCCUGGAGGAAGCAUAUGCAGGUGGUGACUAUGCCUUGGGCCUGAGCAGACAGAUCCUUUGCCUCUCCUGUCGGCACCAACCGCGUUUGCCCCGCUGCCGACGAUGCCAGGCAUGUCCGGAUGAGGUGCACCUACGACAGGUUUGGAUCAACCAGUGGGAGUAUUACACGGAGGAAAUGCUCGUGCCAAGCCGUGAGAGAUGCAGACAGACAGAGAUGAGCUUGAACAUGACAAUCGAGCGCGGUGCAAUGAGCGGAGAUAGACUGCGGUUUGAGUACAUGGCAGCACAAUUGCCAGGACAUGUUCCUGGCGAUGUGCUUGUUAACCUCGACGUUCGGAAACACCCUGUGUUCAAGCGAAGGGGUUCUGAUCUCGUGCUUCCGCUUCCUAUCUCCUUGCUGGAGGCCCUCGUGGGCUUCAAGCGCGAGGUUGUGCACCUCGAUGGCCGCGUGCUACACAUUUCUGUUCCGAGGGGCGCCGUCGUGCACCCUGAAAGUGUGUUGGAAAUUGAAGCGGCGGGCAUGCCUGUACACGAAGAUCCGUCGACCUUUGGCCGUUUGUUGGUUCAGUUCCAGAUUGAAUUUCCGGAGCAUGUGGACCCUGCGACCGCCGCGCAACUCGAGGCACGGCGUCAGCGGCACAUCGGAAAGGCAGCAGAGCAAACCCCAAGAAAUGCCUCCCACGAGCCGGAGCUGGACACCCUGCGAGAUGAGGCUUUUGUCUCGACUCGUCGGGCGAUGGCGCAUGCAGCGAUGCCGCGGCGUCGGGACCAACCGGGGCCUGGGCACUAUGAGAUCCCGCACUUCCUGACUCAGAGUACGAGGGGAGCGAGCUUGAAGAUUGGCAGCCGGAUGGGGAACCAGGCGGAGCUUGUGCCUGGGCCGACAGACUAUGUCUCCAAGCCCAUGUGCCCAACCGAAAAGCGGGCGACCCACAUCAGGUUUGGCACGGCGAAGCGCUUUGGGAGGAUUGGCGAGGACACUCCUGGGCCCUGCCAGUAUACACCUCAUAAUCCAACGGCCACUUCGGAGCGUCGAAGCAUUGGCGAAAAGACCGGCAUGAAGCUGCCUGGGCUUGGCGACGCAACACCUGGCCCUGGUGCCUACACGCCGAAGGUUGGGCAACGAAGCCCCGGGACGGCUUUUUACCGAGGUUCUCCGAGGUCUCCGUUCGCUCCAUUCAAGGAUGGCCCAGGCCCGGCUGCAUACAUGACGGAGCAGGAGUCCAGGCUCGCCCUGAAUAGCAACGGCUUCGGUUAUGGGCCUCGACUACAUGGACUGUCUGACGACAAUUCGCCGGGCCCCGGAUCCUACACUUGGGACCUGAAGCCUUAUGGUCCCAAGAUCAGUAUGACGCCCAGACGGGACUAUGACACAUGA
This is a messenger RNA of Symbiodinium sp. CCMP2456, 1785 nucleotides long. The record is from the annotation of a GenBank genome assembly. NCBI's taxonomy places the organism in Eukaryota, Dinophyceae, Suessiales, Symbiodiniaceae.